Lineus longissimus is the source of this 3719-nucleotide messenger RNA. RefSeq names its product delta(14)-sterol reductase TM7SF2-like. The coding region runs from base 138 to 1910 and encodes 590 amino acids. Lineage: Eukaryota; Metazoa; Nemertea; Pilidiophora; Heteronemertea; Lineidae. The record is from RefSeq and is a predicted model, not a curated record. Gene Ontology annotation, molecular function: Delta14-sterol reductase activity. The transcript is spliced from 10 exons. Gene Ontology annotation, biological process: cholesterol biosynthetic process. Gene Ontology annotation, cellular component: nuclear inner membrane; endoplasmic reticulum membrane.
CGCCAAGCGUCGGUUCUCUCCGGCUUGUAUAUUGUGAAAGAUCGUUUUGGUCCCCUAAAUUACCCCUAAUUUGUCGCAAACCCUAUUCCGAUUUCAAAAAUCUAGACCUAGAACAACUCCACGUUUAGAUUCCUAGCAUGACCAGCAGUGCUGCCAAAAGCCUCCCACAUGGGGUCGGGGAGCACGUUUUUGCUCACUGGAGUGGCUCCAAAGGUCUCUGGUAUCCCUGCAAAGUAGUUGACAAUGUAGAAGAGUACACUUUAGAAUUUGAGGAUGGUACAACAAGGAUGUUACUGGAGAAGCAAGUUCGAUCGGAAGCUUCAUUCCGAACGCGAUCCAAGUCUCCGGCCAGGAAGGCAUCCCCGGCAAGAGGCAGGCGAAGCCGUUCAAAGUCACGAGGUCGUGGACGACCAAGGAGCAAGAGUCGUGGUGGAGGCAAUAAAACUCCCACUAGGCAAGAGAAACCACUAGCAGAGAGUCCAUCGCCGACUCCCCCAAGACAAUCACGGAGACACACUGGCACAGACGUCCCUCCACCAGCUGAGCCUGCCCACGAGCUAAGAGCUGUCACACCAACAAGACAUUCAUUAAGAAUAGCUGCCAAACAAGAACCGGAGGUGGUGAAACCAUUACUCGAAGAGAUGCCGAUGGAGACUCACAAACGUGUUGGUAAGACUAAGGAGAUUGAAUUUGGUGGCCCUAUUGGUGCGGCCUUCAUGACCCUCCUCUUGCCAACUAUCGUCUACUAUGUGAAUAUGGCUUGUACAAAGAACUCGUGCACACUGACCAAACUUCCUCCAUGUUCAGGCAAGUGGAGUGAUUUCUUCGACUUGAAGGCAACACUGGUGUUCCUGGGGUGGUUUGCCUUCCAAGCAGUGUUAGCAGUGCUGCCUUUUGGACAAGUUGUAGAAGGACAGCUUCUCAGGUCCGGGAAGAAAUUGAGCUACAGAUGCAAUGGCUUCCUUUCUCUGUUGAUCAGCAUGGCAGCCUUUGCAGUGGCAGUCUACUUCAAAGUGCCUGUAGUCUUUGUGUAUGACAAGUUCUUGGCCCUCAUGACCACAGCUAUCAUCUUCUCCUUUGUGUUGUCCAUGGCUCUCUACUUCAAGGCGAGACAUGCACCAAACCAUGCCUUGGCUGCUGGGGCUAAUACUGGUCAUGUGUUGUACGACUUGUUCAUGGGACAUGAACUCAACCCAAGGAUUGGAAGCCUCGACUUGAAAUUCUUCUGCGAGCUACGACCAGGUUUGAUUGGCUGGGUCAUGAUCAACCUGUGUUUCAUAGCCAAGGAUUGCAUCGAACACAAAGCACCGAGUUACCCCUUGUUGAUGGUUGUCGCCUUCCAGACAUUCUAUGUGGCUGAUGCUCUCUGGUUUGAGGAAGCAAUCCUGACUACAAUGGACAUCACAACAGAAGGGUUUGGAUACAUGUUAGCCUUUGGAGAUUUGGCCUGGGUUCCGUUCCUUUACUGCCUGCAGACUCGCUACCUGGUUGAACACACCAUCCUCUGGUCUCUCCCUGGACUGGCUGUCAUCUUCCUUCUCAAUCUAACUGGUUACAUCAUCUUCCGUGGAUCAAAUUCUCAGAAGAACGAGUUCAGGAAGAAUCCAUACAACCCAGCUUUGACACACCUUGAGAGUAUGCCCACAUCGGCGGGCAAGAGAUUGCUGGUAUCUGGCUGGUGGGGACUCUGCAGGCAUCCAAACUACCUUGGGGACCUUAUCAUGGCUCUGGCUUGGUCACUCCCGUGUGGUUUUGCCCACCUGAUUCCGUAUUGGUAUCCGAUCUACUUCCUCAUCUUACUCAUCCACCGAGAAUACCGUGACGAACACUCGUGUCAGAAGAAGUAUGGCAAGAGCUGGGAUCGGUACUGUGAGCGCGUCAAGUACCGUAUCUUCCCCUUCAUCUUCUAAAGCUGGGAUCAGUACUGUGAGCGCGUCAAGUACCGUAUCUUCCCCUUCAUCUUCUAAAGCUGCCUCAUGUUGGAAAUGUUGGAUUAAUGGAUUGUUGGUUAACACACCACUUGUUGAGGUUCAGCAACAAUUAAGGACCAAUAUCAUAGAGAACAAUUAGGUUCAAUGGGCUGUGAGCCGCACUGGGAUCAAAAUAACUUGUUAUGGCUUGGUGAAAUUCUCAAUAGGAAAAGCUGUGAGAAGGUAUUUGAGCCUCAGCUUGCCAGGGAAGCCGUGUUUUUCCUAUGUUUGAGAAGUUGCCGACAUGUAUUGCAAUGCAAUUGAUGUGGAUUUUGAUUAAUAUCUUCCAAGAAGUGGCGAGUGAUACAAUGGAGUGACAGAUGCGGAUAGAUGCCUCACGACUUGUGGUGUUGGUUGUUUGUGUUAUACAUCUGAAACCAUGUAUGUUGGAUCAGGCUGAGCCCCUUCUCUGUCUGAAGGUGACAUGCUUGUAACAUCAAAUUGCUGAAGAAGAUGGAUCAAGUGGCCAAGCUUUGCAUCAUCGUCAGUUGUAUCACCGCCUUACCUUUAAGAACCAUGUCAUAUUGUUUGACCAUCCUGCCAGAAAUGUCUGAGCGACAUUAUCAUUUCAACAAUGAUGCAAUAAUUAGGAAGUAGAAUAUCCAUUGAUUGAAUACAAUGUAUGGACUCUGUACAAAUCUAUCUACAUGUAUGUAAAUAUGCAAUAGUCUAUCCUGCAGCCUGAACCAAUCCGCUUUGUAAGUAAUGGACAGGUUUAUUUAAUUUUGUACAUAUUUACUCAUAUUUACAUGUACUUUUAAAUGAACCGUUUCACUCAUUGUCGUGUGUUUGCAUAUUUGUAGCAUUUUAGGAUAGUGUCUUUAUCUGUAUUUGUUUCCUAUUAGAUAAUGAGAAUUAUGCAGCUUGAUUAAGAUGUUUCAUGUAAAACAUGACUGAAGGUAUGAAUUUGCACAUUUAUCAAUAUCGUAUGAAAAAUGGUUUGUUUUUAAUCUAACAGAAACUUACACACCUUGUGUAAAGUUGAUUAGCGCUCUCCAGCGCUGUUUCAUGUAUCUGAGUUAACCUAUGUUGCAUAUUUCUCUAGCUGCAAUAUGUGAGAUUAGAUUGUGUUGUUAGUGGUAUUAGUAGGAAUACUCUGGUGAUGGACAUGACAUCACCGUGGUGAUGAAAGUCAGUCUCCGUUCCUGUGUCGUAGAUGUCACUAGUCCUAAAUAUCACUGCCAUGAAAUCAUUGGACCGUUGCUAACAGGAUAAGUACUUGAAUGAAUUUACCAAAUUUUUAGCUUUUAUCAUUUUCGAAUAUUUCAUUUAAUACCUUUCAAUUGUAGCAUGUUUGCAGAGCAGUUUUAAACUAUCUAUUCCUGUGUCUGUUUCUUCGGCUAUUUUGCUGAGUAUUUCAAAUGUAUCAUUAUAAAUUUAUUCGUCGUGUUGGUCCAGUUAUUUGUCUGUUUAGCAUGGGAUAAACACUUCUAAAUUGAAAGUCAUGAAUGACACGUACUCUUCAUCUUGUUGUGAUGAGACGUUAUAGUGAGGCCUUAUUACAUUUUUACUGUAGUGUGACUUGCAAAGUACAUUGUACAUGUAUGUAUCAUAUUUCUGCGGAUGCUCAAGUUCCGUUAGAUUGUUCAACACAUCAUAUUAUCAUGUUAUCAGGAGAGAAAACGUUCCAAUUUCUGCUCCAGUUUGUUGUGUAUUGCAUAAUUGAUGGAGAAUGUUGGAACCUUGUAGAUAGAUAUCUUGUAUCAGAACUCGAGUUGAUGUGAAGUAAUAUGAUUAUAUUCCCUUAUA